Nematocida minor is the source of this 1035-nucleotide messenger RNA. RefSeq lists its product as uncharacterized. NCBI's taxonomy places the organism in Eukaryota, Fungi, Microsporidia. The coding region runs from base 1 to 1035 and encodes 344 amino acids. The transcript has a single exon. The record is from RefSeq and is a predicted model, not a curated record.
AUGGCAGCUAAGAAAGAAGUUAGACUAGUGAUAAACAUCGAAGGAAUGGUGCAGACAUGCCUGGAUGAGAACGGCAUGGAUGCCAUAAAGAUGAUCAUUAAAUCCAAUGACAAAAUAAGCAAUUUCACCAUACUCAAGCGCAUUCUUGAAAAAAACAUAAAAAUAGAAGAAGCAGAUGACGAUCAAAAUCAAGACAUCAGAAGCAUAGUUGAGAAUGACAUCUGCCAAUAUUUUUUAUACGGUAAGAAUGUAGCAAGUGAGACUAUAAGUCAAUUAAACGGCGCAAUAAACAAUAAAGACAAAGAAUCAAUCAGAUCCCAUGCCAUCGCGCUAGCCAAUGAAAUUAUAAUGAACCCCUUUAUACACAACCCAGAGCAUGGGAUAAAAAGAAAGAGUGAAGCAGUGAAACAAAUAAGUUCAGAUGCGAGCGAUGAUGCUCUGGGCACCAGAACAUGCACACUAGAGAUCGAUAAUGCAAAGCUUCCUAGCUUGAAAAGCAUAGUUAGCUCUACGACAGAGAGGCUGGAAAGAGAUAAUUUCUUUGCUAUUUCAAAACUAGUAGAGUCGACGAGUAUGAAACCUUUAAGAAAUUUCUCGCCCAUAAAAGAAAUAGAAAGCAGCUACACACUAGAUGAGUUAUACACUAAAACAUAUGAAAAUACCGAUGAAUUGCUGAUUAAUCAUGGUAUAAAGCUUAUCAAUGAAAAAAUUCACGCGAUUAGAAACACGAUGUUUUAUUCUAAGCUUGGGCUUAUCACAAUAGGUCAGCAAGUCUGUAAAAUGUUCGACUCUGAAGAAGACCUGCGGAUAGUCCUUUCUAUCAGCGAGCAUAUAGCGCAGAUUUUAUCCAAAGAACAGCCAUUACACGAAGAACAAAUAUUACACGAAGAACAGCCAUCAACUGAAAAUGAUUCGAAAAAGCUAUCUCGAACGCAGAAGAUUAUAAUUCUCGCAGGCAUAGUUCUUUUUUUAAUAGCAUCAGCCUUGUUUAUUGCUUACUCAAGGAAUACGACAAAACUGAACAGGGUUAGCUAA